Molecule: messenger RNA, 1469 nt
Organism: Fragaria vesca subsp. vesca
Lineage: Eukaryota; Viridiplantae; Streptophyta; Magnoliopsida; Rosales; Rosaceae
Product: BES1/BZR1 homolog protein 4-like
Exons: 2
Coding region: 73-1062 (329 amino acids)
Biological process (GO): DNA-templated transcription; brassinosteroid mediated signaling pathway
Molecular function (GO): DNA-binding transcription factor activity
Source: RefSeq, a predicted model, not a curated record
UUAAAACUCCGCACAAGAAAACCGCCAACCUCCUCGCCGGCCGGGUUGAUUCUCCGUCCGGAUCGCUGAUUAAUGAUGACGACAGGGACGAGAAUGCCUACGUGGAAGGAGAGGGAGAACAACAAGAAGAGGGAGCGGAGGCGCCGCGCCAUCGCCGCGAAGAUCUACUCCGGCCUCCGUAUGUACGGCAACUACAAGCUCCCCAAGCACUGCGACAACAACGAGGUCCUCAAAGCUCUCUGCAACGAAGCCGGUUGGACCGUCGAAGAAGACGGCACCACUUACCGCAAGGGAUGCAAACCUGUGGAUCGCAUGGACAUAAUAGGAGGGUCGACAUCAGCUAGUCCAUGUUCAUCAUACCAACCGAGUCCAUGUGCAUCCUACAAUCCGAGUCCAUGUGCGUCCUACAAUCCGAGUCCUGCCUCGUCUUCCUUCCCGAGUCCAGCUCGCUAUCCAGCAAAUGCAAACGGCAAUGCUGAUGCCAAUUCUCUCAUCCCAUGGCUUAAAACCCUCUCAUCGACUGGCUCAUCAUCUGCCACAUCCAAGCUCCCCCAACUCUUCAUUCCAGGGGGUUCCAUCAGUGCUCCAGUUACACCACCGCUGAGCUCCCCAACUUCGCGGACUCCUCGAACCAAAAGUGAUUGGGAUGAAGCUGUGGCUGGCUCAAACUGGGGUGGCCAGCAUUAUUCUUUCCUGCCCUCAUCCACCCCGCCAAGCCCUGGUCGCCAGGUUCUUCCUGAUUCAGGAUGGCUUGCCGGGCUUCAAAGUGGGCCAUCAUCCCCCACAUUCAGCCUUGUCUCGCGGAACCCUUUUGGGUUCAAGGAGGCCUUGUCAGGUGGUGGUUCUCGGAUGUGGACUCCUGGGCAAAGCGGAACAUGUUCCCCUGUAGUUGCUGCAGGUCUAGACCACACUGGAGAUGUUGCAAUGUCAGAUGGGAUGGCAGCUGAGUUUGCCUUUGGGAGCAAUGCAACAGGGUUAGUGAAACCAUGGGAAGGUGAGAGGAUUGAGGAAUGUGUAUCGGAUGAUCUUGAACUCACUCUUGGGAGCACUAAGACCAGGUAAAUGGGAUUCUCGGCUGAAUGUUGGUUCUCGAAGAGCUUCUUCCGUUUCUGGUCGUGUUUAAGGACUCAUCUUAGUGCUGCAGAUAGAGACAGGCUUGCGAGGAUGGAAUGAGAGAGUUCAACUUCAAUGUCCGGGUUGUUUAUGUCAGUUAGAAGUACAGUGACUAGGAGCAGCUGCUUUAUUUUCUUUUUCUUUUUCUCUUUUUCAUUUUUUGCUCAACAAAAGAGAAUUUAAAAUUGAAUUUAUAUAUAGUUCAUGGUGGUGUUUGCCCCUUAUGUUAAACUCAUUCUUCGAAUUUUCUUUUUUCCCUUGCCUCCUUACAGUUGGAAGGAUUGAUUUUUCUGUCUUGGAUGUUUGUUUGUUUCGGAUUCUGAGAUUGAGACAGAAUCUGAAUAUGGAGGUUAACC